This is a messenger RNA of Polypterus senegalus (gray bichir), 2493 nucleotides long. RefSeq names its product gastrula zinc finger protein XlCGF52.1-like. The record is from RefSeq and is a predicted model, not a curated record. NCBI's taxonomy places the organism in Eukaryota, Metazoa, Chordata, Cladistia, Polypteriformes, Polypteridae. The coding region runs from base 133 to 1413 and encodes 426 amino acids. The transcript is spliced from 3 exons.
AAGAGCGACGAACACUUAAAGCACGCUGUCUCCUGCCAAUGGCUAGUGCUGGAGAGGCAGAGAACGAGUUUACAAGAAAUCACCGAGAGGCAGACAAAGGAGAGCAAAGCUGCAAUUUACCAUACCGUCAAGAUGGACAUGAAAGUGAAGGUAUGCAAGGAGCAAAGGACUGCAAAUGUUAAGGACGAGGAGGAUGGCGAAUGGCAGGAGAAUCUCUGCAUUAAAGAUGAGGACUGUGAACUGGGGUCCGUGGGCCUUAAAAAGGAGGCUAAAGAGAAAUGUGUCAGCAUUGAGACACACACAUGUAAACAUGUGGAGAGUGUCAAAGAAGACCUUCAGUAUGGGUGUCCUGAUGAAGUUGUGACCGGGUUAGUCUCUUCUCAGAGCAGACACUGUUCCUCUCUGGAGCGUCCUAUCAAUGUAAAGUCAGAGUCUGACACAAUGACGAGUGAGGGAAUUUCACCUGUUAGAAAUCUGAUCGAUCAGCCCGGAGAAGGAGACAAACCUCACUGCUGUUCUGAAUGUGGGAAACGAUUCCUUUACAGGGGCAAUCUUCAGAAUCACUUAAGAUCUCACACCAGGGAGAAGCUGUAUCCUUGUUCUGAAUGUGGCAAGCAAUUCACGACCAGCUCCAAUCUUCAAAAACACAAAAAAAUUCACACGGGAGAGAAGCCGUAUUGGUGUUCUGAAUGCGGGAGACAGUUUUUGAGAAAAGACAGUCUUUUCAGCCACGAAAAAGUUCAUAUGAAAGAGAAGCCUUAUUGCUGUUUUGAAUGUGGCAAACAAUUUUGUAAAAAGAGUAGUCUUCAGCGGCACACUAGAAUGCACACUGGAGAGAAGCCAUACUGCUGCUUGGAAUGUGGGAAACAAUUUUUUCACAAAGCCAGUCUUCAGAAACACACUGGAAAGAAGCCCUAUUGCUGUAUGGAAUGUGGCAAACAAUUUUGUAAAAAGAGUACUCUCUGCCAACAUACUAGAAUCCACACUGGAGAGAAGCCAUAUCGGUGCAUAGAAUGUGGCAAAGGAUUUUCACGAACCAACAGUCUUAAGUGCCACAUAAGAAUCCACACUGGAGAAAAGCCAUAUUGUUGUUCAGAAUGUGGCAAACAAUUCACACACAGCAGCAACUUUUUCAGACACGUAAAAAUUCAUACAGGAGAGAAGCUGCAUUGCUGUUCUGAAUGUGGCAAAACGUUUUUAGGAAAAAGCCAGCUUCAGCGGCACAAAGAAAUUCAUGUGAGAGAGAAGCCAUACUGCUGUUCUGUGUGUGGUAAACGUUUUUCACGUACCGAUAAUGUUAAGAGACACAGUAGACUUCACACAGGAGAAAGGAGAGAUGAAAAAAUGAAGAUCAUGCCCAGAGGUGUGGCAUUGGAAGGUGCGAGAUCUCGUAAAGUCCUAGCCAAAAUAUAACAGUCUUGUCUAUUAACAUGUGAACUUUAUGGUAGUAAAGAAUAAAUUUAAGAUACAAAGAAAGGGUACAAAAUAUGCUACUGCAGGAUAAUUGAACAAGGUCCUUUUUUAGAAUGUUAAGUGGGGAUACAUAGAGUGUAACUCCUCCACCACAGUGCAUUCAGGGGUUCAGAGUCCUUCUGAGAGCAAAAGGGACCCUCAGAGAGCUGAAGACCAUAACCAGAAAGUCAAAACUCUACUGACCAAAGAGUUAAGUGCAGAACCAAAAAGAGACAAUCCGGAAAACAGAUUGAUAGUCAAAAAACCCCAAACCAAAUCCCAUAAAAGAAAUUUCUAACAACAUUUGGAUGACUUUCAGUCUCAACAAAUGUGUCAGGAAAAUGAAUAUCUACUGAAACUAUCAGCCUUGAGUCGGAGUGUAUCAUUUAGAAGUUUGCACUCAGAAGAAAAUGUUAAGUACUUUGGAAUUAAUGAAGGUGUAGACAUGAAUCGUAAGGCACGAAGGCAGACAUUCAGCAGAACAAAAAGGACCCUUGGGAGCUUCUUCACUGCCCACCACACAAUUCAUCGGUAGGAAAAAAAAACCUGGGUAGGUGUGUCUAGUGAAUGAAUUGUGUUACAAAUAUAUAAUACAAUAAUAAAACCAUACACACAGUGUACAUGAUAAAAUACAGUAUAUUGUUAUUUUAAACAUGUUGAAAAUUCAUAUUGUAGAACCAUGUCCUGCUUGAAAGCACAAAACAUAGUAAAAAUGCAUAAUUACAAUAAGGUGAUGAUACAAAAAGGAUCUGCGUUCUUUGAUCUUGAGUCAUGAUUCAGUUUGAGAAUCAAAUGAACAAGUAUUGUAAAACUCGUUCUUGGUUAAAAAAAUAGUUUGAGAAUCGAGUGAAUGAGAAUUGUGUUUCCUGUUUCCCGAUUAAUGAUUAAGUUUGAAAAUUAAAUGAACGAGAAUCAUGCGUCUCGUUCUCGGGUAAUGAAUUAUUUCAAAGAUCAACUCCUGUUGAUCUCCACUGAGUCAAAUCAUUCCUGCUCAUGAAUCAAUUCAUGUGACCCAUUAAAUACACUGCUCACAAAAAUUAA